AUGGGCUCACUCAGUGCAGCAAACUCAAAGCUCUGCUUUGAUGUCUUUAAAGAGAUGAACUAUGACCACAUGAUUGAGAAUCUCAUCUUUUCUCCCUUGAGUCUCCUGUCUGCCCUGGCUGUGGUGCUCUUUGGGGCCAGAGGAGACAGUGCAUCCCAGAUGGAGAAGUCUCAGAGCAAACCUGUUCAGAUGAUGCGGCUGCAAGGGCUCUUUAAACUGGACUCCAUAACGGAGCCUCGGGUGCAGGUUCUUGAGGUGCCUGACGUGGAAGAUCACCUGAGUAUGGUCAUCGUCCUACCCAGAGAGGAAGUUGGCCUGGGACAGGUUACCAAUGAAAUCACUUAUGAGAAACUAAGCAACUGGAUAGGCUCAGCCAACAUGAAAGACACAGCUGUGGUCCUGUACCUGCCCCAGCUCAGACUUCAUGGGUACUAUGAAGACUUGACUUCCAUACUGGCAGCUUUGGGAAUGACGGAUGUCUUUAACCACUCAAGGACUAACUUGUCUGGCAUAACUGCAGGAGGAGACCUCAGGGUCUCCAAGAUAAUCCAUAAGGCCAUGCUAGAGGUUAUUGAGACUGGUUCAGAGUUCACACUUAACAACCAAACAAGCAAAUUUGAAAAUCCUGAACUCUUCAAGGUGGAUCAUCCUUUUCUCUUCUUUAUCUUCCACAAGGAAACUAAGAUGAUUCUCUUCUAUGGUAGAGUCUGCAACCCUUAA
Messenger RNA from Eubalaena glacialis (North Atlantic right whale), 720 nucleotides. Its product is annotated as ovalbumin-related protein Y-like. NCBI's taxonomy places the organism in Eukaryota, Metazoa, Chordata, Mammalia, Artiodactyla, Balaenidae. The coding region runs from base 1 to 720 and encodes 239 amino acids. The record is from RefSeq and is a predicted model, not a curated record. The transcript is spliced from 3 exons. Gene Ontology annotation, molecular function: serine-type endopeptidase inhibitor activity. Gene Ontology annotation, biological process: negative regulation of endopeptidase activity.